Heterobasidion irregulare TC 32-1 is the source of this 1134-nucleotide messenger RNA. RefSeq lists its product as uncharacterized. Gene Ontology annotation, molecular function: 6-phosphogluconolactonase activity; protein binding. The transcript is spliced from 6 exons. NCBI's taxonomy places the organism in Eukaryota, Fungi, Basidiomycota, Agaricomycetes, Russulales, Bondarzewiaceae. Bases 1 to 1134 code for a protein of 377 amino acids. The record is from RefSeq and is a predicted model, not a curated record.
AUGCUUACUGUGUUAGGCUUUACCUUGCUGCUGAUGCUCAGGGUGGAUGCAGCCAUGCACCAUCUCCUAGUACCCUCGUAUAAUGCCUCUGCUAUAUACACCUUUCAGCUGGAUGAUGAGACGGAUCAGUUGACUCUUCUUCAUAAUAAUACAGCGACAGCAGGUGGCGCUUGGAUUGCUCUGGACGAAUCCAGAAAAUUCGCAUACCAUACUGCGUGGACCGAACCGAACGAUACGCUCGCUGCGUACAAGAUCAAUGAUGAUUUCAGCGUCACUCACAUCAAUAGCGUUGACGCGUGCGGGCCCCCAGGCCUUCGUCAUCCCGUUGCAUCUGCAUCUGCGGGUGGGCGAAACACGUCUGUUGUCUACGCAGCGGACUUCUAUUCUCCCUGCGCGAUUGCGUACGAACGUCUCGACGAUGGCUCUAUUGGAGCCCACCUGCAGACCAUUGCAUUUGGCCGUCUAUCUCGAACACAUGAUAUCAAGUUCUCGCCUGAUAGAUUGCAAGCGUACGUCGCAGAUCUCGGAGGGAACCAAAUUUACACCUUUGACAUUGCGGAGAAUGGGACGCUCACUAUCGUUGGCACUACGGCUUCGAGCAAGGUAGGGGCCAAUACGCGCCACCUUGCUCCCCACCCCAAUGGAAAAUUCUUGUAUUCUAUCAACGAGGAGGGGUAUACGUCGGACGUCUUCCUUGUGAAUAAAAGCACCGGCGUGCCCACGUAUAGUUUCACGACCCUUCCUGCAGUCCCUAAUGGCAUCAAUGAAACAGACCACUGGUCAAAUGAGGUCCAGAUAUCUUCAGACAACAGGACCUUAUACUUGUCUGAUCGGUCUCACACCACCGGUGGACCAGGUUAUAUCACCGGCUAUGCGCUCGAUACUGAGGGAUGGGUUGAGAGACAACUGUUUCAAUUCCAGACUCCUAAUGGGGGAGGUAUCUCUAAUAUUAUUGCUGCCAGUCCAUGGAGCGAUAACAGCAAGGACCUCGUCACACUCUCUUCGAAUGAUCAGACGAUCAACGGGUCGUUCGUCGCUGUGUACAGAUUAAGAGACGAGAAUCUAUUGAUGGUGUCAAGAAUCAACAUCACUGAUGACCCGUCUUGCUGUGGACCGGUCCUAUGGGUUGAUUAA